Molecule: messenger RNA, 929 nt
Organism: Gossypium arboreum
Lineage: Eukaryota; Viridiplantae; Streptophyta; Magnoliopsida; Malvales; Malvaceae
Exons: 1
Coding region: 236-742 (168 amino acids)
Source: RefSeq, a predicted model, not a curated record
CCCCAUCAUUUCUCAUGUAAUUUUUGCCUAACUAACGCGUUCCUUUUGGCCUUUUUUAUUUUUAUUUGCUAGUAUUUAGCCUUCUAUAAUUGACUAUUACAUUCUUCAUAUAAAUAACUUAGGAUCCCCUCUCAAUCUCUUUAACCAACUACACAACUGUUUUCCUUUCAAAACACACGCACCUCUUCUCUUAAUUUCCAAUAACGCUAUCAUCUUUUGUUCUUUGCAAAUCACCAUGGGAAAUUACGUGUCCUGCACUUUGGCCACCCCUUUAAUCAAAAGCGGUAAAGCUGCAAGGGUGAUCCUUCCCGGCGGCGAAAUCCGGCAAUUCCGGGAAUCCGUAAAGGCUGCCGAGCUUAUGUUGGAGUGUCCCAAUUUUUUCCUCACUAAUUCCCAGUCUCUUCACAUAGGCAAGAGAUUUUCAGCUCUGACCGCCGAUGAAGAAUUGGAGCUGGGCAACGUUUUCCUCAUGUUCCCGAUGAAGAGACUCAAUUCCGUGAUCACCGCAGCCGAUAUGGCUAUACUUUUCAUGGCGGCGAACUCUUCAGCCAAGAGAAUAUCAAGUGGAAAAGUGAGGGUUUUACCGGAGACCGGAAACGUUGAAGAAGAGCAAGAAAAGUCGAUGGGAGGAUCAAGGUUGAGCUUAGAAGGGGUUGAAGAAUUCAAGCAUAGGUUAUCUGUUUGUAGGUCAAGAAAACCUUCAUUGGAAACAAUUAAAGAAGAACCUGUUUGCUCAAGGUGAAUAUUAGACCAUGUUUUGGGUCAGUUAAUACAAAGAUAACUCUUUCUUUUCUUGUUUCGUUCUAUUUGCUAAUAUAUUUUCAGCAGAUAGAAUUCUUUUUCUUUUCAUUUUUGAUUUGAGAGCAUCUGUAAUAUGACUAACAUAUAAUGUGAAAAUUUAUCCAUGAAAAAGUAAGAUUUUCAGUGAA